This is a messenger RNA of Diachasmimorpha longicaudata, 4615 nucleotides long. RefSeq lists its product as uncharacterized. Bases 293 to 1564 code for a protein of 423 amino acids. The transcript has 5 exons. The record is from RefSeq and is a predicted model, not a curated record. Lineage: Eukaryota; Metazoa; Arthropoda; Insecta; Hymenoptera; Braconidae.
AUUAUUUAUAACAAAUUGGUAGUACCCUAAACUGCCACCAGGUCGGUACUAGCAGCCUUCUGAAACCCUAAUGUACCUACAUCGGUCGAUAGACGGGUGGGGAUGAGGUGGCAGCUGCUACGCAGGUUUUACGGCGCACACAGUGUUACCAAGUCUUUGUCCUACUUGAAACCUAUUCGGCCUUGUGGCUCUCACAAGGCCACCACGCAAUUACCUGCGCAUUGAGCUCAAUCCGAAAAAAAAAUCCCGAAUUAAAACGAAUCCGUGGAAAGCCCUCAAAAAGUCAUAAAAAAUGGGAAAAGGAUUUGCCCUCGUCCAUUGGAUUAUGGCGAAAAGAACGGAAAUACUCAAGUGCGAAUUGAUACCCGAGAAAUAUCGUCGUGAAAAUGCUGUUGUGAAUUUAAAGUGUCGCCACUUGUUGUCUGGUGUAUCCGAAGCUCGUCUGGCGAAAAUUGUGAAAAUUGAGCAAAAUAGAGUGAACUUGCAUAACAUCCAGGUAGACCCGGAUACGGGAAUAAUAAUGCAAAUGACAGCUGGCAAGCCCCCGAAGAUAACAACAAAAAAAUCCGAAUUAGGGAAAAAACUGAAACAGAAAGAGUCUAAAAAGAGGAAGAAAAAGUCUGGGAAGCGGAAGAAGUGCAAACACAUUGAUGAAUCUAGCGAUUCUGAUGAUUCAUCCAGCAGUGAUUCGAGCUCAGAAGAGUCAGAUGAUGAGAAUCAAGAUGACAGUGAUGAUGAGGAGGCCUUGAGAGCAGUGAAAGCCUUACUUUCCUCUGUGACACCAGACAAUAUAAAAUUUAUCCGCAAACUCCUUCCAUUGAUGGAGCUAUCGUACAAGAAACAACAGAAGACCUCCCGACAUCAGGAAACAAUUAUUGAAGAGCCAGAACCGGAUCCCAUUGCAAUCAUUGAUCCCGAGCCGAUGGAUCUGCAGUCUAGUCUCGAGGGAUUUCUACCUCCAAUGACGAUAGCGGCAAUAUUUCAUCGGUGCCAGGAUCGACUGGAUUGGAAGAAACUAACGACUGAUAUACUAGUGCAAAUUUAUGGUAAACAAUUAGCACACCUGUCGGCUAAGGGUAGCAGAGGUGCGCAGGGCAUCGAUCCUGCUGUCUAUCGUGCCAUUUACGAUUUGGUAAAUAUGAGAUUGGGUUCAAUCCUCCCCACAAAGGCCUUCGUGAGGCACGUGAACAAAGUUUGCUCGAACCGUAAAAAAGCGCAGAGAGUGAAAAUGAUGAAUGCCCAACCUGACACCUGGAGCAACGUUCAAGUGAAAUUAGAAUUGCCAACGACGUCGACUCAUGUUGAACAUCCGCAGGAAAUCGCCCCAGGACCCUCUUCAAUUCCCAGCUAUCAACAAUACAUGGCAAAACCUCUGGAGAGUGACUCCAAGCCUAUAAUAACUUCUAUCAGGUCCGGGGAGGAUGCGGCAAGUACAGUUCCCUCGUCUUCCAUGGCAGACGGAGUUGCAUCCUCUGUUCAUGGGGGUGGAUAUGGAUAUAUUCCUGAGACAUCGACUUAUCAAAAUCCGGUGUCAUCUCAUCUCGAUUAUGAAUUUUCAUCAUAAAUAAUUAUUUCCAUAUUUUAUAUUUCAAAAUACAACGGAAUUUUUUAAUAAAAUGAUUCUCUUUCUUCUCGAGAAAAUUGUUUUUAACAAUUUUAUUCGAGAAUGACAAUUUUUCCAAAUACUCUGCAUUUAAAAACUCGUUUGUCCCCAUUCUCGAGAGCAUAACUCUAACAAUAAAAAAAACUAAAAUGCAGCAGAUUCAAUAAUCGAUGAUACGACAUCGCGCUCCUGAAAUAAAAAUGCAAAAGUGUAAAAAAUAAACCGGAAGUAUUUUCAACUCGAAUAAAUAGUGAACUAGUACACGAAAAAGGGAUGACGUCUUCCAUUCGUAAACUGAAAAGGCAAAGAGAUGGAGUUUGAGGAAAAUGCACGUCAGGAGAAGAUUCGCUGGAGAAAGAGGCGCAUCGACUGAAGAGAGAGAAAUAUAGCCAGAGAUGCAUCAAUACAAGUUGCAUUUACGCCCGAGGUAUAAACGAGUCGUGUGGUUACGCUGGUCUGACCGUUACCGAAGCAGAAUGGACUCCACCCGCUUUAUCCCAUCUUUUCUUCGGGAAUAAAAAAAAAAGGGCGGAGAGGAGGCGAGGGUAUGAUACCGCUGAAAUACCAAAACCGGAGAAACAUUCCGACCGCCACAUGCGCACGCCCCGUUGGGAGGGUGAAGACGAGGGGGUGAAGGGGCUGAAAGUCAUCGGUGUGACGAUCCAGUGAGCACAGCGGGUGCGGGCUUCAUAUUCGAUCCUGGUGUGCGGUCCAUACCUAGCGCACGUGCGUUUUUCACCUCGAGGCAUAUUUUAUUCGAGACCUGAUCACGAGUCAAUGGUCACACACCUAUACACCCGGUAGGCAGUUAAUUGUGAGGAAAUUGACGAUGCCAGCUGGUUAACGAGACACAAUACAUUGUUGACUCUUCCUUCGAUGAAAAAUUUCGGCUCUUACACCUGUUUGAAUCAACUCACGAGUGAAUUAUCCCGAGGACAAAUUCCAGCGAUUUUCGAUUUUUUAGGGAAGCUCCAUCGGAAUUUAAUUUGUUCCUAGUACAGGAUAUGGAGAUUCCAAAAAAAAUGCAACAAAGAGAAAUUUUGUAUCCGAAACAUUUGAUAACGAGGGGAAAUAGAAAAUAACGAACAUCGUAAAUGUAAUUGUACCUGAAAUUCGGUUGCUCGCUGCACCCCAGACUAGAGUGAAAAAUAAAAUUCUGGAAUAAAAAAAUCUCGGUUGUAAUUCCGUUAAACAUGGCUUUCAGGAUAAUGAUAAAAGCUCGGCUAACAAGGAUCAUAACGACAGGCGGAGGCGAAGACGGAGAUAGAUAAUCGGGGAUUUAUAAUGAAACUGUAUUACUGGUUUAUAUGGAUGUGAUGAACAGUGUCGCUAAUCACAUUUCGCUCGCUUGUAUCCCAUAAGUCAAUGGAAAAUACAUGAGUCGAGAGGAAAUGCGAUAAUCGUUUCGAGAGUCAGGAAUAUUUUUACAUCCACGAACAAUGGUAAAUCAAUACGGGAAUUAGUCAUGAACACGUGCCAUCGUAGCACGUAGUUGAGAUAAAAAUAAUUAUCGCUGAGCCAAUAUCGAGUAACAGAUGAGCAUAUCAAUGAUGAAAGCUCGAGGGAGCUGUGCUUGAUGAGAAUUCUUUGGUGCAUUUUUAAGUUGUCUAUUCUCGGGGUUAUGCCGAGACAAUUAUGUCUAAAUCGAUUUAGCUCUUCAGAAUUAAAAACACAAUUAAUAAUUGUACAAAUGACAACAGAAUGGGGCGAAGGGGGCGGUGGUUGGCAGAUUGUUUUGAAAUAUUCAUAACUUUGAAUAAUUAAUGAAGUGUCUUCGUUUCAUCACGACGGAAUUGUCUUCCCCACUUUCGAAGGGAAAGAAAAAAAUGCUGUUAUUAUCGUCGAGCAUUUUUUCUUCCUUCAAUUAUAAUAGAGAAAUGCACAGUGCCUUUGCUCUACUUCGUAAAAAUAUGCAGUCAGAAGCAUUUGGGUUUCACCGACUUAUAUAAGACGUUGGAAAAACUUUUUCCUCCUGUGUCCCUUUUCGCCUCCCCCCCCAGGGCCACCCUGUCCCUCUUGGAAUCUUGAUAAACGCUUCGGUCCAUCUACUGGCACACGGAUAUGAAGAGAUGGAAUAAGUUUUUCAUUGAAUUAAGAAAGUUUCACGUAAAAGUACAUUAAUGGAAACCCUCCCCAGUCCUUUCUGGUUUCCCAGAGUGUUUUCAUCCCUUUUUUUUUCCGGCAGGUUUGCUAGUAACAUAAUGAGAAAAUCUCGCGACAAACUAAUUAAAAAUUGCUUGAGAAGUUAACAGCGGAUGGUUCAGAUCGUGUCUGACGUGAAGAUGGAAAUUAUUAUUUAUAUUUCCAGCCGCAUCCGGUGUUCGUGGCACGAUCGCAUCCUUUAUUUAUCCCCGAACUAUGUUUUUAAUUCACCUCUCGGGGAUUUAUUCUUGAAUGGCGACUGACAAAUAGGACAUUUGGCAAUCGAUUCCGCAUGAGGGGGCGACUGGGGUAAAAUAAACACAAGUUUUUUUUAAUGUCAAUGAAUUAUUCAAUCGAGGGAAUGCUGUCGAAUUCAUUUGCAAAUAAAAAGGAAAUAUUUCACCCAAAUAAAAUAAUUUUUGUGGUGAGAGUGCUCGAGAGACUUAAAUUUUCAAAUGUGGAGAUAAAUAAUAAAAUGUCGCUGAAAUAUCAAUUUUAUUUCAACAAUGUCAACUCGUGGGUGUAGAUCCAUAAAACUUCAUGAACCCGUGAAAAAUGUCAACGCUUAAAAUUACUGGUUAAACCUUCCCGUGUAUUUAUUCAUCUACAACUUUAUAAAAAUUCAAACUCAAGAUUGUUCAAUCGUUACCCCGUCGAGCGAAAUAAUUAGCCGCAGGGAAAAUGCCGGGAUGUAUAUACACAGAAUGAAACGACCCGUUGAUGGAAUGCGUACAGAGUAAGUAGCCCGAAGCGCAACAGGCGGCGUCCGGAAUUUGCAUUCUAGUGGUGGGGACACUUUGUCUCGACAAUAAUUGAUCCAAUUACGCCGGGGCAUCCCCAAAUUACCUCAGAUUUCUCCCUCGUUUGGGU